Messenger RNA from Oenanthe melanoleuca, 2414 nucleotides. It is a transcript of the gene TTLL13, whose product is annotated as tubulin tyrosine ligase like 13. Gene Ontology annotation, biological process: protein polyglutamylation; microtubule cytoskeleton organization. Gene Ontology annotation, cellular component: cilium. The transcript is spliced from 12 exons. The record is from RefSeq and is a predicted model, not a curated record. The coding region runs from base 84 to 2408 and encodes 774 amino acids. NCBI's taxonomy places the organism in Eukaryota, Metazoa, Chordata, Aves, Passeriformes, Muscicapidae. Gene Ontology annotation, molecular function: tubulin binding; tubulin-glutamic acid ligase activity.
GUUAAAAUCUCCCAGAACACUUGCACCGAGGCUUGGGGGGUUGGCCGUAUAAAAAUGGUGUUCCUGACAGGUUCCAAGGGGUCAUGCCAAUACUUUAUACCUCUGAGAGGGGAACUGCAGCUGGGGAGCUGCAUGCUCCAUCCCUUGUUAUUCUGGGGGUGUGCCAGCCCCUGCAUGCGGCUCCUCAGCCAGAGAAUCGUUUCACAUUCCAUCCCUGGUUAUUCUGGGGUGUGCCAGUGCCUGUACCUGUCCCCUGGCUGGCCCCUGUCACUGCUUGCCUUGGCACAGUGCGGCGGGCGGCGCAGCACUGCGGGCUGAAGGAGGCGGCCGAGAACGAGGAGUGGACGGUGUACUGGACAGACACCUCGGUCACCUUGGAGCGCCUCAUGGAAAUGAAGCGCUUCCAGAAAGUCAACCACUUCCCAGGCAUGAUUGAGCUGUGCCGCAAGGACCUGCUGGCUCGCAACCUGAACCGCAUGCUGCGGCUCUUCCCCAAGGAGUACAACAUCUUCCCCCGCACGUGGUGCCUGCCAGCCGACUACGGAGAUUUCCAUACCUUCAGUUCCACGAGGAAAGCAAGAACAUUCAUCUGCAAGCCCGACAACAGCUGCCAGGGAAAAGGGAUCUUCAUAACUCACCACCCAGAGGAGAUCAAGCACGGGGAACACAUGAUCUGUCAGCAGUACAUCUCUGAGCCCUUCCUCAUCGAUGGCUUCAAGUUUGACAUGCGCAUCUACGUGCUGGUCACCUCCUGUGACCCACUGAGGAUUUUUCUCUACAAGGAGGGCCUGGCCCGGUUUGCCACCAUGAGGUACAUCGAUCGCAGCACGAGAAACCUGGGUGACCUCUGCAUGCACCUGACCAAUUAUGCAAUCAACAAACACAAUGAGAACUUCGUCACGGACGACACGGUGGGCAGCAAGAGGAAGCUGUCCACCCUGAAUGCCUGGAUGGCAGAGCACGGCCAUGACACAUCAAAGCUCUGGGAAGAUAUUGAUGACAUUGUUAUAAAGACGCUGAUUUCAGCUCACCCUGUGCUGAAACACAAUUACCAGAGCUGCUUCUCCAACCACCCUACUGGCUGUGCCUGCUUUGAAAUCCUGGGCUUUGACAUUUUGCUGGAUAGAAGGCUGAAGCCGUGGCUGCUGGAGGUGAACCACUCUCCCAGCUUCAGCACGGAUUCUCAGCUGGACUGUGAGGUGAAGGACGCGCUUCUGUGUGACACCUUCGACCUGAUCAACGUGCACGCCUGCGACAGAAGGAAGGUGCUGGAGGAAGACAAGCGGCGCGUGAAGGAACGGCUCCUGCAGGCCAACCAGACUGUCCGUGAGUCCAGGCGCAGGGAGCAGGAGAGCAGCCAGGCUGCCUGGCUGGCACAGGCUGAGAGCUACGAGAACGAGCACCUGGGGGGGUUCCGCCGCAUCUACCCAGCACCUGGGACAGAGAAGUACGAGCCCUUCUUCCAGCAGAGCAGGUCCCUCUUCCAGGACACAGCAUCAUCCAAGGCACGAGAAGAGCAUGCCAGGCAGUACCUAGAGGAGAUUCGCAUGAAAAAUGAAAAGCUGGAAGCUGCCAGCAGGAAGAAGAAAACAGAGAAGAACAAAAGCUCAGCUCCUACAAUCCACCUUGCUAACAGAAGCACCAAGUCAUGGGAUAGAAAGCGCAUCCAGUACAACUCCAUGCAGCCCCAGCACAUCGUGGAACACGAGGAGAAGAGGAGAGUGAAUUCUCUGCUGCGGCGUGAGAAGCUGAUCCGAAACCUGGGCAUCAUCGACCAGCUUUCCCGGCUGUUCCCCACACCUGACACCCAGGGAUCCUGUGUCCUCCAGAGCCAGCUGCACUUUCCCUGGGAUGUCGUCGGGAACAACACCACCAACAAUGUAAUGAUGGUUAUCUCAUUCCUGGGAGCCCCAGCUCAGGAGGGCCCUAGAGCCCAGCCCAGGCCACGGCCCAUCCCGGGCCCAGAUCCCAGCGACAUGAAGAGCCUGUGUGUAGAGGGCCGGAGCGUGCUGUACCACGCGCGCGACGAGGGCUCGCGGGCGCUGGGCGGGGGCUGGCUGCAGGGCCAGGCCGCGGGGGCAACGCUCACCCAGCCCUGCACCCACCCCAGGCGGCAGCAGCCGAAGGAACAGCAGCUCCCUGCCUCGGGAGCCCAGGCUGAAUGCUGUGAUGCCGAUAGCUCAUCAUGCUCCGAUGGAGGCAGCUGUCCCCCAGUUUCCCCAGCCAGCCCCGGGCAGGUCACGGGUGGUGCCAUCUUCGGCCACCUGCAUCCUCCCAUGGCCACUGCCGUUCAAGUGGAGCACACACAUGCUUCAAACCAUGGCAGAGCCUCAUGCCCGUGUGUCACAUCAUGCCAGCACCUUGCCCCGUGCCAGCAUGCCCCUUCACAGCAGGAAAAGCACAGGUAACACGGC